Messenger RNA from Cercospora beticola, 893 nucleotides. Its product is annotated as ankyrin repeat domain-containing protein. The record is from RefSeq and is a predicted model, not a curated record. Lineage: Eukaryota; Fungi; Ascomycota; Dothideomycetes; Mycosphaerellales; Mycosphaerellaceae. Gene Ontology annotation, molecular function: protein binding.
GAGUUCGCUUGUCAAACGCGUGGCUCGUGGUUCUAGAUUUCAAGCCAACGCGAUGGACGAGGAGCAAGCUUCGAAAUUUGCACUUCACGCGAGCUGUCGCGAAGGUCAGACACGACAGGUCGAAUCGCUGCUGAACGCCGAUAAGAAACUCGCCAACAGACGAGACGAUGACGAUCGACUCCCGCUACACUACGCCGCGUCCUACAAUCGGACCGCCGUUGUCGAGAUAUUGUCAGACGUGAAGGGGUUCGAUGUCGACGCACAAGAUGGAAGUGGAUGGACGGCCUUGAUGAUGGCAGCGAGCUUGAAAGACGGCGACGAGAUGGUGGAUCUGCUGCUCAACAAGGGCGCCGACCCAGACGUCAAGAACAACAAUGGACAAACCGCCCUGUUCUUUGCUGCAUCCAAGUCGAACCUCGACACGGCGAAGAAGCUCAUUGCUCACAAAGCCAGUGCCAGGGUCAAGGACAGGCGCGGACAAAUGCCCCUCCACAGAGCUGCAGCGGUCGGCAACGUACCCAUUGUUAAGCUGUUGCUGGAGCAUCGCAGUCCCGUCAAUGGAUCAGAUGUUGACGGGUUGACGGCAUUGCAUCACGCCAUUGCCGAGGGACACGGACAAACAGCCGUGGAAUUGUUGAAGGCUGGAUCAGAUGGCUCGAAACGAGACAGUGAAGGCAAGUUGCCCAUACAGUUAGCCCCGGACAAGUCGGUGCGCGAAUUCAUAUUGCGAAUGGCGGAGGAAGAGGGGAUAGAGCUUCCGACAUCGUAGCAUGGAGAUCACCGCCAGGAGAUCACCUGGUGCACUGUGAUCGUCAUGCCUGCGGUAAUAUCACGAAUCCCACAGAGAGGGUUAGCCUCACGCUUGAGAAUCUCAUAGCUCCCACUCCUGUGCA